UGAGCUAUUGUUUUUCAUAGUAGCCCUUUAAUUGACAUUAAAACAUAUUUACAAAGGCUGCGCCUAUAACCUAAAGAUGACCCUAUGGGCGAAUUCUUCAUUAUCUCACGAAUCAUGUUCAUGUGUUUUCAAUCCUUUGCUGUUUAUAGAACGCCAAAAAGAUCUACCGACAGAAUUCGCGCCUGAUUGGCUGGGACCUCGUUAUGGACUGUCAAACAAAGAAUGCGAGAUUCGUGCAAGGCGCUCACUAAUUGAAUAGGGAGGCUUUCUAUUCGUCGUCGGUACGACUGUUUAGACUUCUCAUCACAAAUAUGCUCAGAUGCUCCGGGUGAAAGACAUUCUGGAAAGUGAAAGCAAAUGAUUCCUAAACUCUUGAGUAUUCAGUGAGCAGUGAAAUUGUUUGGUAUAAUCUCUUGGCCUUUGUCAAGUGGUCUUUGAGAGAGCUAAACAGUUACUUCAAUCGAGUCAAUGGCCGUUCGCUAAUCUUUUAGAGACAUGUGAAUUGUCUAUCGUUGGGAUGUGGUCCGUCGCUAUCCAUCGCCUUCUCGUUGUCUUCCUCCUGGGUCUUGCUUUUUUCGCUCGCGAUAGCUUUGGUUGUGGCGGCGUUUUCGAACAAGAGACUGGAGUAUUGCGCUCUCCGGCUAGCGGACGGAAUAUCGGCGAGAUUACUCAAUGUGAUUACUUGCUACAAGUACCAUAUGGCCGUCGAAUUAAAGCUGUUUUUAUUGAUUUGGUUUUGAGAACGCCAUGCUGCUCGUGUAAGCACGAUUUUGUAGAACUGAGGGACGGAAACUCUGUGAACUCCUCUCUUAUAGGUCGUUUUUGUGCUCAAAAUCUUCCCAAGAUAAUCUAUUCUACAAGCAACACAUUAUGGCUUCGAUUCCAGUCCGACUUUCGAACAGAAAUUGAAAACAAAUUCAGACUAACGUACACGGCGAUAUGUGGGCGUCAUUUUACCUCGUCAUCGGGCAGUUUCGCUUCUCCGGGGUUUCCUAAUUUAUACGCACCUAACAUCGAGUGCGUUUAUACAAUCUUUGCUCCACUCGGACGUAUCAAAAUUGAGUUUGGGACGUUUGACUUGGAGACGUUGCCAGGGCAGACACAGACGACAGAAUGCGAGUCAGACUAUGUGGAGGUGAAAGAGAUUGAACAUGUCGAGUACAGUACGUCGAUAUCAAAGCCCUCGGCUAGAUUUCGUCGCUACUGCGGUAACCAACUACCCCCAACGGUCUACUCAACUUUAGGAAGCCAUAUUUGGCUGCGUUUUAAAAGCGACUCCAGUGGUGAAAGUAAAGGAUUUUCUGCAAGAUUUCGGACGGUAUCUGUAGGAGAAGGGAGCUGUGAAGGGAAGCUCUCCGGAAAGAGAGGACAUUUAUUCUCUCAAAAUUACCCCUUUCUGUUUCCUAGAAACAAAGAGUGUUCUUGGGAAAUAGAAGUUGAGAAAAAUAUGCACAUCCACCUUUUUUUUGAUACUUUUAAUUUUAGCCGCCACCACCAACAGUGCAUCUAUGGCUAUGUCCAGGUUUAUGAUGGGCCUGGCCAUGCAUCUGUGAUUGGUCAGUUCUGUGGUGCCGUCAUGCCUACAAAAGUAGUUUCCAGAUCCAACAAAUUGGUGGUCCGGGCUCUGUCUGGAGAUGGUGCAAAUACUGGAUGGUUCUCAGCAAGAUAUUUGGUCUCUUCAGAGGGCCCUUGCGGACCUAAAAAGUUUACAUGCCAAAACCGUCAGUGUAUUGAUGACUUCAAGCAGUGCAAUAACCGGCAAGACUGCAGAGAUGGGUCUGAUGAAAUCAGCUGCCCACCUGAACAAGAGAGGUUGUCGUGGUACAGCUUUUGGCCAGUCACUGUUAUUGUGGUUAUGCUUUUCAUGGGUAUCUGGUUAUGGCAUACUUGGAAAAAAUAUAUUUCACCUAGAAGUCAUAUUGAACGGCAUUACUGCCCCUCUCCUUGUCACCACCAUUCCAAUGGUGGUAUUUCUGAGGUGUUUGAACCAAAGCCUCCAAGUUACAAUGAGGCAAUAUCCCAACCAAACACCCACCAAACUCAACCUCCUCCUUCUUAUGAAGAGGCGGUUGCUAUUCCUGGUGACCAUGUCACAGUCACAACCAAUCCAGCUGCCCUCGCAACAGAAAGAGUGAGCAAUGAAGGGAUUAACCAAAAUGAGAGUCAGGAUUUUGAUUCACAUGUUUGCACUAUAAGAACUUGUAGCUGUGAUAACUUAAUUGUUGGGUACCACAGACAGAAUGUGGAUGGUAACAGCAGACAGCCAUAUCAUAGUCAUAGGCUUAGUAGUGAUGGGGAGAAUACUGACUCAGCAUCUAGCAUGUUAUAGCUGCUGCUAAACUAGACUUAUUUGUGGUGACCAUAAAUUAGGAGAAGGAAAAAUUAUACAAGUUAUAAUUAUUCUACUUUUUCAUUGUUUACAAUGUAUGCCAAUGUGUAAGGCAAUAUAUUGUCUUCCAGAUUGGAACCUAGAAAACUCACCUUUUGUGCAAAGUACAAAAUAUAUAAUUUUAAUAGAACAAUUUGACUUACAUUCAGAUAUAUAUUGUUUCAAAAAGGAUAUUCAAAAACAAAGGGAUACAAAUACAAUUUUAGAAUGUUCUCUUGUUAGCAUAUUUUGAUAACUAACAAGGUAAUAUUUGUAAUAACCUUUGUUCAGUCUAUGUGAUUGACUGUGCCCUGUAGGGAUGAAGAAAUAUUUUCUAAAUUCUUUUUUUUUUUAAUGGAAAACUAUUUUUGUUACAAUAAUUAGACAUAUUGAUGCUUUUAUUUUUGUGUGGAAAAUAAUUAAUAAAUCAUGAGGAAGUGCUGAAAAUAAGAUAAGCUUUUAACCACCAAAUAAUGACUCUUUUGCUAUUAACU
Nematostella vectensis (starlet sea anemone) is the source of this 2862-nucleotide messenger RNA. RefSeq names its product dorsal-ventral patterning tolloid-like protein 1. The coding region runs from base 518 to 2329 and encodes 603 amino acids. Gene Ontology annotation, molecular function: protein binding. NCBI's taxonomy places the organism in Eukaryota, Metazoa, Cnidaria, Anthozoa, Actiniaria, Edwardsiidae. The record is from RefSeq and is a predicted model, not a curated record. The transcript has a single exon.